Molecule: messenger RNA, 1569 nt
Organism: Bathycoccus prasinos
Lineage: Eukaryota; Viridiplantae; Chlorophyta; Mamiellophyceae; Mamiellales; Bathycoccaceae
Exons: 1
Coding region: 1-1569 (522 amino acids)
Biological process (GO): carbohydrate metabolic process
Molecular function (GO): catalytic activity; carbohydrate binding
Source: RefSeq, a predicted model, not a curated record
AUGAGCGCGAAAAGUUGUUAUUUUUUGAAGAAUCAACGACAACAACAACAACAACAACAACAAAUCAGACGACGCCAACGACGGGUAAAAUUCGUUCCUCACGCCGCCGGCAAGAAUGCAUCGUCUUCAACGAACAAAAACGAGAAAGGAGAGGACCUUUCAGGACCAGAAAUCUCCGAAGAAGAAGCGAAAUCGAAAAACCAACUCUUCGGCCAAGAAGUUUUAAACGUGGACGAACUCGACGAGGAGGUGAAAUCUCUCGCCGUGUCCAGCGAAGAGACGCAAGUGCUCAAUCGAGAGCACCACAUCGAAGGGUUCGUGGCGAUAUCGGACAGCGGAAGGUCGGGCGCGAGGAAAGUUUUAUUGACGCACCCAUCCGGAGCGACGUGCGAGAUUUACACGAAAGGUGCGUCGGUCGCGUCGUGGACGUUACCGAACGGAGGGGAAGUUUUGUUCACGCCAGACUUUUCAGACUUUAAGAACGAAGCGCCGAGAGACGCCGGGUUGAGCUAUAACUUCCCGCACUGGGACGGGUUCGAUUUGCAUUCGAUGAAGAAAAAAGGAGAAGAAGAAAACGAAGAAGAAGAAAACAAAGGAGAUGCAAACGAAAUCGACUCGAAAGAAGAUUUUAACAUUCGACAGAUGAACUUUGAUAUUUUGGAUACCGGGAUAAGAGAGUUGUGGAAUCCGGAAGACAACACGUACACGGCGAACCCGUACGUGACGAUUUAUACGACGGACGACGACCAAUCGAGGAAGAAGUGGAACGACAACGCGUUUCAAGUCACUCUUACUUUUACUCUCGAGUUUGACGCGUUGAAUAUAUCUCACUCGGUUGAGAACAAGAAUAAUAACAUAGAUAAUGGAGAGAGCAGCAGCACUAGUAGCAACAACAACAACAACGUAGACGAAUCAUCAUCAAAUCUCGAUUUCGAGUACGCGAGCGGGUAUCGAGGCCACGUGAGAGUGGCAGAUUUAACCGCGGUUCCACCGCGAGCGUAUUAUUUAGGCUUAGACGAUUGCGUGUAUUUCGACAUGACCGACACCGAGAAAACUGGAGGAGAUCCGCAGGUUAAGUUUACAAAAGAUUUGGACGAGUACGACGAAAAGUGUUUCACUCUGAAAGAGAAAACGGAAAGAGUGUACGCCAACGUGAAGAGAGACUCGACGAUGUUGGAAAUAGGAACGGGCUCAUCCAUCGUCAUCGAAGAUUACGAUAGAUUUGCCAUUGGAUACGACUUUCCGGACGAAGAAACUGCGAUGAAGCAAACGGGAAACUGGCACGAUCGCGCGGUAUUUUCGUACUGGAAAAGUAAAGAGAAGAAGAACGACGAGUCGUACCGAUGGUUCUCCGGUCUCGGGUUUGGGAACAUCACAAAGUUGGUCAAAUUAAAAGCUGGGCAAACGCAAACGCACACGGCGCGAUUAGUCGUUCGGGAUGCAACGUUGUCUGAAAACAUCAUCAAAGAGCGGGACGCAAAACGAUCGUACGAAGCAGUGGAGAGAGAAUUUUCCAAGAGAGAAGGUUACAACAUGGAAGGCUCGGAGCUACCGCAAGACUUUCAAUAA